CUGGGAUUCCUGCCCCAGCUCUCCCGGGAUCCCACUGACCUACCUCCCUCAGCCAUUCCCUGCGGGAUCUCUGGUCCAGAGCCGCGUGGUUUGAGCCCCUUUGGGGUCUCUCCGCCGGGAUCCCGCCAUGGAGGAGGUGGAUUCCCGCUUCCUGCACCUGCUCCAGCCCAUCCGGGACCUCACCAAGAACUGGGAGGUGGACGUGGCCGCCCAGCUCGAGGAGUACCUGGAGGAGCUGGAUCAUAUCGGCAUCUCCUUUGACAACGGGAAAACCACCAUGAACUUCACGGAGGCGGCGCUGGUGAUCCAGGGCUCUGCCUCCAUCUACAGCAAGAAGGUGGAAUACCUGUACAUGCUUGUUUGCCAGGCACUCGACUACAUCUCCAAUAAAAAUGUGGAUCUGCAAAAAUCAUGGGAUUACAGAAUCCUGGAGGCUGUGAACAUCGUUCGCUUGACCCCGAUGGCUCUGGUCACCCUGGACGAGAUAAAGAAGAAGGAAAACCCCCUGUUGAGCCGGAAAGGGGAGGUCCUGGCGAGCCAGAAGGAUUUCCGGAUGAACACCUACACCCCCCACCCCACGGGGACAUUCCUGCUGGAGCAGGCCGGGCUCUCCCCCACACACCCACAGGAGCAGCACCUGGGGAGCCCCAGGGGAGCCACAGGAGCUGCAGGAUCUGGUCCUGAUGUGGAGCAUCCAGGUGCCAGCAUGACUCCAGUCCGGGCGCUGAGCUUCUCUGAGGAGGCAGGCGCUGCGGGAGCAGAUGAUGACGAUGACGUUCCCGGGGCCUUGGGGGACGACGUGGAAAUGACCCCGGCCCCGAAUGAACACAUCGAGGCACAGAGGAGUUCACCCCGGCCACGGGGGUACAUCCUGCGGGAGAAAGCCCCCAGCCAGGACCCCAAAGCCCCCAGCAAGGAGGUGCCAGAUCCGUGGCAGAGCCUCGACCCCUUUGGAAAUUCUGAGGAGAAGCCAUUUAGGAAAGGGAGGCCCUUCCUGAUGUCACACAGCCUGGACGACGUGGUGGGAGGCAAGAGGAAGAGGAGGGGCCCGAGGAAGCUUCAGGACUUCACGAGAUGGUUCUCUGCAGCCUAUAACGAUGUCACGGACAGCCGGAAAACCAGGAGGAAAGGCCCCACCUUCGCAGACCUGGAAGUGCUGUACUGGCGGCAGCUGAAGGAGCGGCUGGCGGCACAGAGGAAGCUCAAGAGCCAGGGGGAGCCACAGCUGGAGCAGGAGCAUGGGGCUGACAGCGACCAAGGGGCAGAUGAUGAUUUUGUGGAGCACGAGGAUGUGGAGCAGGAGGACAUGGAGCCCGAGGUGCUGGAGGAGCUGGGAGAAAGAUCCCCAGAAUCCCCAGAGCUGGAAUACGAGGAGCUGGUGCGCAGGAACGUGGAGCUGUUCAUGGCCAGCUCCCAGAAGUUUGUGCAGGAGACGGAGCUGUCCCAGCACAUCCGGCGCUGGGAGGAGCGGAUAGAGCCACUGCUGCAGGAACAGGAGGCCCGGGUGCCCUUUGACGUGUGUGCCUACGGGCUGGCACUGAUGGAGCGCUGCGGGGAGCUGGGACAGUGGCGCUCCUUUGCCAGCCUGGUGGCCAAGCAGCCCCCCUUCGAGGUGUGCCGGUACCUGCUGGCCUCGCUGCAGCUGGCCAACGACGGGGUGGUGGAGCUGGCGCAGGACGAGGGGCUGGAGGAGGCGCUGGACACGGCACGGCUGCGGCUGCUCACCCUGCGCCCCGCCCACGAGAGGUUCCAGGGCUUGCAGCUGUCCUCCUUCAGGGACCCCCACCCCAAAUAAACCACCCCAGUGUACAGGAGC
This is a messenger RNA of Empidonax traillii (willow flycatcher), 1816 nucleotides long. RefSeq names its product non-SMC condensin II complex subunit H2 (gene NCAPH2). The coding region runs from base 128 to 1795 and encodes 555 amino acids. Gene Ontology annotation, cellular component: condensin complex; nucleus. The record is from RefSeq and is a predicted model, not a curated record. NCBI's taxonomy places the organism in Eukaryota, Metazoa, Chordata, Aves, Passeriformes, Tyrannidae. Gene Ontology annotation, biological process: mitotic sister chromatid separation; meiotic chromosome condensation. Gene Ontology annotation, molecular function: chromatin binding. The transcript is spliced from 19 exons.